Messenger RNA from Erythranthe guttata (spotted monkey flower), 1384 nucleotides. RefSeq names its product glutaminyl cyclase (gene QC). Lineage: Eukaryota; Viridiplantae; Streptophyta; Magnoliopsida; Lamiales; Phrymaceae. Gene Ontology annotation, molecular function: glutaminyl-peptide cyclotransferase activity; protein binding. The record is from RefSeq and is a predicted model, not a curated record.
UUACAAUUAAUUAGCAUAAUCGAAAUUAAGUGGGCAGCAAAGCGUAAACGCCUCUUUGUUCUCGAGUCAAAACCAGUGACACUGGUUGACCGAGAAAGCUCAAAAGCCACCACCACCGCCACCGCUACCGCCGCCCCGUUGCCACCGCGGCGCCGUUCGAUGUGUGCUAUUUUCUUCUUCCCAUGACAACACCAUCGCUGAGGAGAAAAAAUAACAGGCGAUCAACAAACUCAAACCCCAACAACUCCCAGAAAAAUCAGAUGGCGCCUUAUGCGUCGUCGUUUUACUCGAAAUUCAGAAUGUCCCCUUUUCUGAUUUCAGCUGUUUUAUUUAUGUCAGUUUUGAUUCUUCUAAGCGUUUCAUUGAACAUGCGCAGCGCGCUUGGUUCGAAUCCAAACGUCAGUGGAAUUUAUAGUGUCGACGCUGUGAAUCAGUAUCCCCACGAUCCAUCUGCUUUCACCCAGGGUCUUCUGUAUGCAGGAAAUGAUACUCUUUUCGAAUCAACUGGGCUUAAUGGACAUUCAUCUGUUCGAAGAGUUGCUCUUGCCACAGGAAAGGUUGAGGCUAUUCACAGCAUGCACAGAUCUUACUUCGGGGAGGGCUUGACUCUUUUUGGCGAAAGGUUGAUUCAAGUUGCUUGGUUGACGAAAACUGGUUUCAUAUAUGAUCGAAAUAACUUAAGCAAUAUUAAGACAUUCACUAAUCCAAUGCAAGAUGGUUGGGGAUUAACAACUGAUGAAAAAAUUCUAUUCGGGAGCGAUGGAACUUCAACCUUGUAUCAGAUUGACCCUCACACAUUGAAAGUUGUUGAAAAGCAUACGGUCAAGUACAAAGGAAAUGAAGUACACAACCUAAACGAACUGGAGUAUGUGAACGGUGAAGUAUGGGCAAAUGUUUGGCAGACGGACUGCAUUGCGAGAAUAUCGGGUAAAGACGGUGUUGUAUUGGGAUGGAUCUACCUUCCACAACUAAGGGAAAGACUGGUAGCCACUGGACACGAGAACGUUGAUGUUUUGAACGGCAUUGCGUGGGACCCAAAACAGAACCGUAUUUUCGUGACUGGAAAGUUAUGGCCGAAGCUAUACGAGAUAAAGGUGAACGCAAUGAAGAAACCAUUCAGCGGUGAUAUCGAGAGUCUGUGUAUGCUGCCUCCAACUCAUUUCUGAUAACCAUACGACGAAAAAACAUUCUUAUUUGGAAUUUUCUUUUAACCAUUUCUGGAAAAGAAUAUACUUUUCUUGUAAAUUUAGUGGUAAUGUAUACCUGUAUUUAGUGGAGAUCUAUUGCUUGUAUUAGAAACACUGAAUAUUGGUCUUAAUAAUAUGCUCACUAAGAAAUAAAGCUGCUGUAGUAAUUCUUUGAUUAGGUCGAUUUUGAUUCGAAA